UCAAAAAGAAAUCAAGUUUCACUGUUCGGUGUCCCUGAUUUAUACCAUACACAAUCAAAAUCCGUAGUGUAGUAAGAUUUUCAAAAGGCAAAAAAAGUCAAAUACUCUUGAUUAUGGCAGAAAAAAAUAGAUCGAACGAAGGACAGUACUUCCUUCAAUUGAAACACUUUAUCGAUUUAAGCCAAAAUGAAGCCGAUCGUGUGCAUUCAGCUGUGGAUGCAGCUGCCAAGCUCGGUAAGCCAAACAAAAAAAAAAUAAAUUUUCAGGAGGGACAAAGAUCUAAGAUAACAUCAUCGGAAAUUAAACCCAAAAUGUCGAAAGCUUGUGAAGAUUUUAAAAGAACUCUUAGAAUUGCCGAAAAACCACAGAAACAAAAGUUGCCAAGGAAUUUAGAAACAAUGCAUAUUUGAGGAAAAAAAUUUUAUAAGGUCUCGCAGGCAGGAACUUCCGAAAAGCAGGAUGAAUCCCGAACCAUAACUAUCAAUAAAGGAACACAACGUCGUCUGCGAACUGCCUUGAAAUUGCUAGACCUCUUCGAGGGCAAAUAUAGCAGUGAUAGCGAAUGUUUGAUGGAUUCCGAGUCUUUGGUUUGGUUUGGUUCAGUCAAAAGAAGUACUCGACGAUUGCAAGCUAUGCAGGAUCUCUCACCCAGGGAUUUUCUCGGUCUUUGGAGGGAUUGCCGAACACGGUGCAGAGGUUGUGGAAGACGUCCAUCGGCAGUUCAUAUGGCAAAACGUAGAAGAUAUUAAUAAGGAAUGUGGAGAAUUGGAUGUGUCAUAUAAACAAAGAUAAAACCGUACAUGUCA
Molecule: messenger RNA, 806 nt
Organism: Drosophila yakuba
Lineage: Eukaryota; Metazoa; Arthropoda; Insecta; Diptera; Drosophilidae
Exons: 1
Source: RefSeq, a predicted model, not a curated record